CCGGUCUUGCACGUAGAGCAGAGGAAGCUACACGAGCCUUGUCAAGAACCUGCACAACACAGUAAGAGAUGAAGAGCAUGACGGGCAUGAGACGUAGGAGUAGUGGACAGAAGAAGCCGCAGGUGCUGUGUCAGGUCGAAUGUCGCUGUCGAAGUUGUCCUCCUCCUCGCUCAUGUCGUAGAUCGACGACCCUGACCGAUCUCAGUGAGAUUUGAGCAAACAUGUCACAAGAGCUGCCGGCAGAAGAUGAGGAGGAGGUUCCGGCCCAUGGCGACCCGCCGAUGGCGUUAAAGUCGAAGUCUCUAUCCGGAGCUGUUUCACCGAGCCCUGCACACCCUGCGAGUCAUCGACGAGGAGAGGUCACGUCUCAACCUGUCGCUCUGCGAUCAAGCAGCUUUCGGCUCGAGUUGUCUUCAAGCUCGACAGGAAAGCUUGAGGUUCCUUGCCUGCUCCAUGCUCAACAUACCACGUGACCGUGAAGCGGGAAGCAAGUGACCGUUUUUCUGUCGUUGCUGUUGCUUGCCGCGAUUGCAGCAUCGCUCC
This is a messenger RNA of Guillardia theta CCMP2712, 543 nucleotides long. RefSeq lists its product as hypothetical. Lineage: Eukaryota; Cryptophyceae; Pyrenomonadales; Geminigeraceae. Bases 222 to 473 code for a protein of 83 amino acids. The transcript has a single exon. The record is from RefSeq and is a predicted model, not a curated record.